CCUGAGCUGCCUGGACGCAGGAUGCGCUCCGAGGGCGCGGCCCCCGGGCGGGUGGCGCCGCUGUGCGGGGCGCUGAGCCUGGUGCUUGGAGCGUUGCUGGGCAGAGUGAUAGAAGGCCGCGGGGUCCCAGACGACCGACCGAGGGCGUCCUCGCUGCCGCCUUACCUGCCCGUGAGCUACCGCGUGCUCAGAGCCGACACCGCCUUCUUCCUGAAGGAGACCAGCCAGGACGUGACCCGCAACUCCAGCCUGCGGUCGCGCGUGGAGUCCUUCUUCCCCUACAGAGCCCGGCGGCCCCCGGCACUGAACGCCAGCUAUGGGCCUUUCUCGGUGGAGAAGGUGGUGCCUCUGGACCUCGUGUCGCCAGCCGGCGCGUGGGGGCCGGCCGGCAGGUUCUCCCUUAACUGGAAGCUGAAGGCGCACGUCCUGCAGGAGCGCGUCCACCUGAGCCGGCCCCGCGUGCAGGUGCUGCUGCAGCUGGCGGGCAGGGACUGGGACGACCCCGGGCCCGCGCCGCGGCUGCCCUGCCUGCGGGUCUUCGCCUUCCGGGAGACCCGGGAGGUGCGCGCCGGCUGCCGGCCGCAGGGCGACCUGGGGCUGUGCGUGGCGCAGCUGGAGCUCCCGGCCGGCUGGUUCGGGCCCCCCCCGCCGGCGGCGGCGGCGGCGGCGGCGGCGGCCGGGAGGCGGAAGGCGGCCGAGGCGCCCGCGGGCGGCCCCGCGGUCGAGCUGUACUACGCCGUGCAGCCGGCGGACGCGCGCGGGGACUGCGCGGGCGGCGACGUCAGGAAGGGCAACGCCAUCCGGCCCGGCAAGGACGCGCCCGGCGAGAGCGCGCCCCGCCUGCAGAGGAUCGGCGCCGCCGGCCUCUUCCGCGCCCCGGACGGCGCCGCGCUGCGCGAGGUGCGUGUGGACGGCAACGUGGCCGUCUGGCUGCCCUCCGGGCCGGCCAAGCAAGGAGACGUGGUCACUGCGCGUGUCGCCGUGGCCAGCAACUCCACCGUGGACUUCUUCAUCCUGAGAGCCAAGGUCAAGAAGGGGGUGAACAUCCUGAGCACGCGGACCAGCGAGCCCCGGCAGUGGGACGUCAGGCAGGAGCUGGGGAACGGCGGCAAGCACGCCACCGCGGCCGUGGUGUGCCAGCGCCUGGCGCCCGCGCGCAACAGAAGCAGCAGUUUAUUCAAUGAGGUCGUACAGAUGAACUUUGAAAUAGCCAGCUUCAGCAGCCUCUCGGGGACACAGCCCAUCACCUGGCAGGUGGAAUACCCACGCAAGGGGACCACAGACAUCGCUGUGUCUGAGAUCUUCACCAGCCAGAAGGACCUGGUCGGCAUCGUGCCCCUGGCUAUGGACACUGAGAUUCUGAACACCGCCAUCCUCACAGGGAAGACUGUCGCCAUGCCCAUCAAGGUGGUCUCCGUGGAGGAGAACGGUGCCGUGACGGAUAUCUCGGAGUCCGUGGAAUGCAAGUCCACGGACGAGGAUGUCAUCAAAGUGUCCGACCGCUGUGACUACGUCUUUGUCAACGGCAAGGAGAUGAAAGGCAGGGUGGGCGUGGCGGUGAACUUCACGUACCAGCAUCUGAGCGCCCCCCUGCACGUCACCGUGUGGGUGCCCCGACUGCCCCUGCAGAUUGAGGUCUCGGACACAGAGCUGAGCCAGAUUAAAGGCUGGAGGGUCCCCAUCGUGGCCAGUAAGAGGCCCACGCGGGACAGCGAGGACGAAGACGAGGGGGAGCAGCGGGGCCGGGGCUGCGCCCUCCAGUACCAGCGCGCCACCGUGCGGGUCCUCACCCAGUUCGUGUCUGAGGGCGCCGGCCCGUGGGGCCAGCCGAGCCACCUGCUCAGUCCCGACUGGCAGUUCGACAUCACCCACCUGGUCGCGGACUUCAUGACGCUGGCGGAGCCCCACGUGGCCACGCUCCAGGACAGCAGGAUCCUGAUCGGGCGGGAGGUUGGGAUGACGACCAUCCAGGUGUUGUCCCCGCUGUCUGACUCCAUCCUGGCCGAGAAGACGGUGACCGUGCUGGAUGACAGGGUAUCGGUGACAGAGCUGGCCGUCCAGCUCGUGGCCGGGCUGUCCGUCACCCUCCACCCCGGCGUGGAGAACAGCAAGGCCGUCACGGCGGUGGCCACCGCGGAGGAGCUGCUGCGGGCCCCCAGACAGGAGGCCGUGGUCAGCACGUGGCUCCGGUUCAGCGACGGCUCAGUGACACCUCUGGACAUCUAUGACACCAAGGACUUCACCCUGACGGCCACCUCCCUGGAUGAGGCCGUAGUGUCCGUCCCCCAGUCCCGCUCGCCCCUGUGGCCUGUGGUGAUGGCCGAGGGGGAAGGCCAGGGGCCUCUGGUCCGGGUGGACAUGACCAUCGCCGAGGCCUGCCAGAAAUCCAAACGCAAGAGCGUCCUGGCCGUGGGCAUCGGCAGCAUCAGGGUCAAGUUUGGCCAGAACGACGCCGACUCUAGCCCCGGAGGGGACUACGACGAGGCUGAAGUCAAGAACCACGCCAGCGACCGGCGGCCGAAGGGCCAGGACGGGCACGUCCACGGCAGCUCCUCGGCGGAGCGCGAGGAGGGGGCCGCCCGGAGAGGCGGCACCACGGCCAAGUCGCUGCUGGACAACAGAGUGGUCAAGAACAGCCGGCUGGACGGCGGCGGGCUGGCGGGCGAGGGCCAGCUGCAGAACAUCCCCAUCGACUUCGCCAACUUCCCGGCGCAGGUGGACCUGCCCGAGGCGGGCGGCAGGCCGGGGACCGGCGACCUGGUGCAGACGCCCCGCGGCCUGAGCGACCUGGAGAUCGGCAUGUACGCCCUCCUGGGGGUCUUCUGCCUGGCCAUCCUCGUCUUCCUGGUCAACUGUGCCGCCUUCGCGCUCAAGUACAGGCACAAGCAGGUGCCCCUGGAAGGCCAGGCGUCCGUGACCCACUCGCACGACUGGGUGUGGCUGGGCAACGAGGCCGAGCUCCUGGAGAAUGUGGGCGAGGGGUCCCCGCCGCCCGACGAGCACACGACCAUCAUAGACCGCGGGCCGGGGGGCUUCCAGGAGAGCAACCGCCUGCUUCUCAACGGAGCCUCCCAAACGCCCGCGCGAAGCCGGGUGCCCAGGCCGGCCGGCGCCGGGGGCACGCGGGGCGGGGACCCGAAGCACGAGCCCCUGCACUCGCCCACCUCCAAGAGGAAGAAAGUGAAGUUCACCACCUUCACCACCAUCCCCGCCGACGACGGCUGCCCCACCGUCAACUCCAUCCUCGGCGGGAACGAGGAGGGCAUCAAGUGGGUGUGCCCGGACGCGGGCGUGGGCGCCCCCAGGGAGCUCAGGGACUGCCUGGAGCAGCUCAAGGACAAAGCGUAGGCCGCUCUGGCCGGAGGGCAGCACCGGGUGCCCUCCUUCAGUUCCGAGAAUCAGGCGGGGCAGGAAGAGGCCCCGGUGGGUCUGAACGGGGAGUGAAUGCCUGGGCCUUGUUGGAGGCCGCUCGGGAGUUUGGAAGCCGGGAAGGGGCAUUUUUGUGAUCAAAGGUUUUCCUAGCAGCUGGCCAUGACAGACUUUCUCAAGUCAGUGGAAUAAACGGAGGACGGAGCUGAUGGAGACGUUCGGCCUGCGGCGAGGCCAAAUUAGGAAGGGGAUUUUGUGAGUCAAACUAUAACCCAGACAAGCUACCAAAAAUUAUUUGUUAAAAAAAAAAUGCAAAAAGACAAAUAAAAAGAGACGGAAGUAAUCACCUGUUUAUAUUUCUAAUAAAGGAGCAGAAUAUAAAACCAGGGCCUGCUAAGAGACAUUGUCCGUGUUAAUUCAGUAUUCUUUUCAUGAGGACGGCCUUUGACUGUCACCCUGGGGUGGGGAGGAAAUGUCUGAACAUCGGCUGCCUCUCGGCACAGACCCGAGGAUUUUCACCUCUUUUUCUUUUCUUUUUCCACAUUUUCUUUUUUUCCCUUUUGUGUUCUAGCCUUCCAUUUGGUUUAUAUUUAAUUUUUAUUUGAGGAUCAAAUGGUAUAUUUUCCUAAAUUAAACAAAGUCUAUUCCUGUACGUUAGAUGAGUUCUGAGAAGCGAUCUGAAUGAAUCCAUCAUCAAAGUAGUACGUUUGAUGUUUUUCCGUUUUCCCUCCAGUUCUGUUGCCAUUUGCUGGGUUUUCUGCAAUCAGCGGGGGCCCUCAGAGCCCUUCAGGGUGGGAGGGAAACUGCCUUCACGCACCACCACCACACCCACCACAGGGCCCAAGCCGGUGCGGGCACAUUGGCAGAGGGCAUUCGAGUGGGGCCCAGCCGGCAGCACAGAGCCCGGCCGGGGCCCCCGACCCCUCGUCAGCUCCAUCACUGGCGUUGAGGGGAGGCCUUUACACGGAGGAAGACGAAAUCAAUCCACAAGAGAGAACUCAUACCCAAGAGUAACCAGCACCAGGCUCGCCGGGUAGAGCUGCCCCGAGACGCGCUGACGGUGAGAAAUGAAUAAGGAUAAGAAAAGAAAAGAAAAGAAAAGAAAAGAAAAGAAAAGCAAAGCCGCCGGAGGGUUUUCAGCCGUCCUUCUCGCUUUGCUGGGCGGGCUGCACCAGUGUUAACGGAAAAGACAAAAAUCUGUGUUCGAUUGUCCAUCAACGGCGUCUCUUAAGAGCCUGAUCCUGCAGCAGCGCGAUGCAAAAGGUGUUCAUCCAAAGUGACGUGUGU
Molecule: messenger RNA, 4656 nt
Organism: Camelus dromedarius (Arabian camel)
Lineage: Eukaryota; Metazoa; Chordata; Mammalia; Artiodactyla; Camelidae
Gene: TMEM132C
Product: transmembrane protein 132C
Exons: 9
Coding region: 22-3348 (1108 amino acids)
Source: RefSeq, a predicted model, not a curated record